This is a messenger RNA of Pungitius pungitius (ninespine stickleback), 2106 nucleotides long. Its product is annotated as proteinase-activated receptor 1-like. NCBI's taxonomy places the organism in Eukaryota, Metazoa, Chordata, Actinopteri, Perciformes, Gasterosteidae. Gene Ontology annotation, cellular component: plasma membrane. Gene Ontology annotation, biological process: thrombin-activated receptor signaling pathway; positive regulation of blood coagulation; phospholipase C-activating G protein-coupled receptor signaling pathway. The record is from RefSeq and is a predicted model, not a curated record. The coding region runs from base 131 to 1453 and encodes 440 amino acids. Gene Ontology annotation, molecular function: thrombin-activated receptor activity. The transcript has 2 exons.
CACGCCUUCAGGAGGACGACGAAGAGCCGCGGGGAGAAGACGCAGAAGACCCGCCGAGCACGGAGGACGUAGACCCUCACGAGGAUAAUCGAUACUGUUAUAUUACUCCUCCUGUUCCUCCGUUUUAAACAUGUUUUCAAACGCGUUGCUGUUGGUGCUGGUGUGCGCGCGCGCUGCCGCGGCGGCGCGCAAUAACGUCAGUUCAUUCGGGAGGACCUUCGCCUUCUUCCCCCCGCCGGGCGAACCGCUGGACCUGACCGACCUCGACGCGGAGGAGGCCGCCGCCGAGGCGAACCGCUCCAGAAGCGUCCCGGCGCUCAACGCCACCGGCGCCGCGCGGCCGGAAAUCUCCGAGGAGGCGCUGCAGUUUCUGACGGGCCCCGUGUCCACCCUCCUCAUCCCCUCCUUCUACACGCUGGUGUGCCUGGUCAGCGUGCCCGUCAACCUGUGCGCCGUGCUGGCCUUCGCCCGGAGGAUCCGGCCCAAGAAGCCGUCCGCCAUCUACAUGCUGAACUUGGCGGCGGCCGACCUGCUCUUCGCCUCGCUGCUCCCCUUCAAGAUCUCCUACCACUUCGGCGGGAACCACUGGAUCUUCGGCGCGCUCAUGUGCCGCGUGGUCACCGCGGCCUUCUACUGGAACAUGUACUGCUCCGUCCUGCUCAUCGCGUGCAUCAGCGUGGACCGCUUCCUGGCCGUGGUCUACCCCAUCGCCUCGCUGGCCUGGCGGAGGCCCCGCCACGCCACCCUGGCCUGCGCGACCAUGUGGGCGCUGUCCCUCGCCGGCUCGGUGCCCCUGGUCCUCUCCGAGCAGACCGCCCACCUGCGGCAGCUGGGCGUCACCACCUGCCACGACGUGCAGCGCGCCGACCUGCUGAUCCGCCGCCACAAGGCCUACUUCGUGGCGGUCGGCGUGGCCCUCUUCUUCCUGCCGCUGCUGGUCACCGCCGUGUCCUACGCCCGGGUCAUCUGGACGCUGAGCGGCGUCCCCCGCGGCUUCCCGGGCUGCUCGCGCAGGAGAAGCAGGGCGGUGGUGAUGGCUCUGACCGUGCUGGUGAUCUUCGUGCUGUGCUUCGCGCCCACCAACUGCCUGCUCCUGGCGCACUACCUGCAGUUCCACGAGGGGGUGGAGGAGAGCCGGGAGGCCCCCGACGGCUCCUACGCCGUCUACCUGGUGUUCCUGUGCGUGGGGAGCCUCAACUGCCUCCUGGACCCCUUGGUCUACUACUUCGGGUCCUCCCAGUGCCAGAGGCAGCUGGCCGGCGCGCUGGGGUGCCACAAGGCGGCGGGGGGCAGCGGCAGCGGCGGUCAUUCGGCCUCCAACUCGAGCAGAUCCAGCAGCAGGACGAUCCUGAAGUCCAGCCGUGCGGAGAGCGUCCAAAUAAAGGCGGGGGCCACCGAGGAGGAUUCUCUGCAGGGGAAGCUGAGCAGCCAGUACAGGAAGCUGCUGGUCUGAUGCCACGCAAGCCGAUUCCACCAAAGGCACAAAGGGUUUUUAAUUUAAUUCCACAACGAAGGACGGACCGAAAGUUCAAAUAGAAAAGCCAACUUGGUUCUGAUGGUUUUGAGCUGUUUUCUGUGCAAUGACCGAAGAGGCUUUUGACAAGAAGGAAGUCAGAUAAGAAAGUGCUUCCUGUCCUGUUGAACCUUUCCUAAAAAUACUUACUUAUAAAUACUUUUCUUUCUUAUUUUGCACCAUAGAAGUGUUAAGAGUCUUUAAGCUGUAAGUAUUAUAUUUAAUGGAAGGCUAUUGUGUUUUUUGCUGAGAAGUAUAUGUUUCACAUUUGAGAAGCUGGCAAUAAUUUCUUAUUUUUGUAUUUUUUUUUCUCCUGUUUUUGGUGAAUAACUCUGUUUUCUUAUUGUUGAGACGGUGUUUAAAGCACCAGUGAACAGGUGUGCUUCAUGCCGCUCUCUGCUGGUUGGACGUGUGAAGUCUCACAGGGAGGCUGGUUUCACUGGUUUUGGUUCCUCCUGCAGUGCUACCAUACUGUUAUUAAAAUGGAUCCCGAGGCACCUCCUCUUUCACGGAAUCCAUCCAUUUUAGCAGUCAUGUGACGUGCAACUACUGAACAAAUAAAUACUUUCUGAAUCUUUCAAUGCGUAACCAUA